This is a messenger RNA of Sardina pilchardus (European sardine), 5282 nucleotides long. RefSeq names its product kinesin-1 heavy chain. The coding region runs from base 344 to 3241 and encodes 965 amino acids. NCBI's taxonomy places the organism in Eukaryota, Metazoa, Chordata, Actinopteri, Clupeiformes, Clupeidae. Gene Ontology annotation, cellular component: microtubule. Gene Ontology annotation, biological process: mitotic cell cycle; microtubule-based movement. The transcript is spliced from 26 exons. Gene Ontology annotation, molecular function: ATP binding; microtubule motor activity; microtubule binding. The record is from RefSeq and is a predicted model, not a curated record.
AGCUUUGUUGACAGCCACUCUGAAUGCAGAUGUGACGUCACCACCAGCAGGCAUCUGAUCUGAAGCCUACUGAUCCAGAAGCGUCCAGGCCAGGGCGAGUGCGCGAGAGAGGGAAGCAGGUAUGACGCUCAAGAUCCCGGAGGAGUAAUUUCACGGAUUUGCCAGAUACUGUCAAUAACAUAACGACGACAGCGCAGGGGGAAGAGUUCACAGAAGCCAAACGCGCUCUGUGGGGUGCGGUCACCGUUUGUCACUCACGGGCGCUCCCUCCCGCGGGCGGCGGUAGCAUCGAGCUGGUGUCGAGACUCCUCAUCAUCCCGUCCCAUCCCAGAUCUGUGCGAAGAUGGCGGACCCGGCGGAGUGCACCAUCAAAGUGAUGUGCCGCUUCAGGCCGCUUAACAAUUCGGAGGUGGAACGUGGGGAUCAAUACAUCCCUAAGUUUCAAGGGGAAGAAAGUGUGGUUAUUGCGGCCAAGCCCUACGUGUUUGACCGCGUGUUCGCCUCCAACACUACACAGGAGCAGGUCUACAAUGCCUGCGCCCAGAAGAUCGUCAAAGAUGUUCUGGAGGGCUACAACGGCACCAUCUUUGCUUACGGACAAACAUCCUCUGGAAAGACACACACCAUGGAGGGUAACCUCCAUGACCCAGAUGGCAUGGGCAUUAUUCCCAGGAUAGUGCAGGACAUCUUUAACUAUAUCUACUCCAUGGAUGAGAACCUGGAAUUCCAUAUCAAGGUGUCAUAUUUUGAGAUCUACCUGGAUAAGAUCAGAGAUCUGCUGGAUGUGUCGAAGACCAAUCUGGCAGUACAUGAGGAUAAAAACAGGGUUCCGUAUGUGAAGGGUUGCACUGAGCGGUUUGUGUGUAGCCCUGAUGAAGUGAUGGACACUAUCGAUGAGGGAAAGUCCAACAGACAUGUGGCUGUUACAAACAUGAAUGAGCACAGCUCCAGAAGUCACAGUAUCUUCCUGAUCAACGUGAAGCAGGAGAACACUCAGACUGAGCAGAAGCUCAGUGGCAAACUCUUCCUGGUGGACUUGGCCGGAAGUGAAAAGGUCAGUAAGACGGGUGCUGAGGGAGCGGUGUUGGAUGAGGCCAAGAACAUCAACAAGUCACUGUCAGCUCUGGGCAAUGUCAUCUCCGCACUGGCAGAGAGCUCGGGCUACGUGCCAUACAGAGACAGUAAGAUGACCAGAAUCUUGCAGGACUCUCUGGGAGGAAACUGUAGAACCACCAUCGUCAUCUGCUGCUCCCCAUCCUCCUACAACGAGUCCGAGACCAAGACCACACUCAUGUUUGGACAGAGGGCGAAGACGAUUAAGAAUACUGUGUGUGUGAAUGUGGAGCUGACUGCUGAGCAGUGGAAGAAGAAGUAUGAGAGGGAGAAGGAGAAGAACAAGACACUCCGUAACACCAUCACCUGGCUGGAGAACGAACUCAACCGCUGGAGAAAUGGUGAGACGGUGCCGACGGACGAGCAGUACGAUAAGGAGAAGGCGUCCGAGGCGCUGGCUGUGGUGGAGCUGGCCAGCGGGGAGAACAUGGCGUCCACCCCCAACGUGCCAGCAGGGGGCAGACUCACCGACGUGGCCAAGGAGAAGUGUGAGGCCGAGCUUGUCAAGCUCUACAAGCAGCUGGACGACAAGGAUGAUGAGAUUAACCAACAGUCUCAAUUGGCAGAGAAACUCAAGCAGCAGAUGCUAGAACAGGAGGAGCUGCUUGCGUCGUCGCGGCGGGACCACGAGGGCAUGCAGGUGGAGCUGUCGCGUCUGCAGCAGGAGAACGACGCCAGUAAGGAGGAGGUGAAGGAGGUGCUGCAGGCCCUGGAGGAGCUGGCCGUCAACUACGACCAGAAGAGCCAGGAGGUGGAGGACAAGAGCCGCGACUACGACGCGCUCAGCGAGGAGCUCAGCCAGAAGGCCAGCGUGCUGGCGUCUCUGGACACAGAGCUGCAGAAGCUGAAGGAGAUGACCAAUCACCAGAGGAAGAGGGUCACCGAGAUGAUGUCAUCACUACUCAAGGACCUGGCCGAGAUUGGAGUCACAGUGGGCAGCAAUGACAUCAAGCAGCCCGAGGGCAGUGGCGUGAUCGAUGAGGAGUUCACGGUGGCGCGCCUCUUCAUCAGCAAGCUCAAGUCCGAGGUGAAGACGCUGGUCAAGAGGAAGAAGGAGCUGGAGAGCAGCCAAUCAGAGAGCACCAAGAAGAACGACGAGAACGACAAGGAGCUGGCCGCCUGCCAGCUGCGCAUCUCCCAGCACGAGGCUAAGAUCAAGUCUCUGACGGAGUACCUGCAGAACGUGGAGCAGAAGAAGAGGCAGCUGGAGGAGAAUGUGGACUCUCUCAAUGAGGAGCUGGUCAAGAUCAGUGCACAGGAAAAAGUCCAUGCCAUGGAGAAGGAGAAUGAGAUUCAGACAGCCAAUGAGGUUAAGGAGGCUGUGGAGAAGCAGAUUCACAGCCACAGAGAGGCCCACCAGAAACAGAUCAGCAGCCUGAGGGACGAACUGGACAUUAAGGAGAAGCUCAUCACCGAGUUACAGGAUCUGAACCAGAAGAUCAUGCUGGAACAGGAACGCCUGAGAGUGGAGCACGAGAAACUGAAAGCCACCGACCAGGAGAAGAGCCGCAAGCUGCACGACCUCACGGUGAUGCAGGACAGAAGGGAGCAAGCCAGGCAGGACCUGAAGGGACUGGAGGAGACAGUGGCUAAGGAGCUGCAGACACUGCACAACCUCAGGAAGCUGUUUGUGCAGGAUCUGGCCACAAGAGUUAAAAAGAGUGCAGAGAUGGACUCUGACGACACUGGAGGCAGCGCUGCUCAGAAACAGAAGAUCUCUUUCCUGGAGAACAAUCUAGAACAGCUGACCAAAGUCCACAAACAACUGGUGCGUGACAACGCUGACCUGCGCUGCGAGCUGCCCAAGCUGGAGAAGCGUCUGCGGGCCACGGCCGAGCGGGUGAAGGCGCUGGAGACGGCGCUCAAGGAGGCCAAAGAGAACGCGGCGCGCGACCGCAAGCGCUACCAGACCGAGGUGGACCGCAUCAAAGAGGCCGUCCGCGCCAAGAACAUGGCCAGGAGGGGCCACUCGGCCCAGAUCGCCAAGCCCAUUCGGCCAGGCCAGCCUCCCAUCGCCUCCCCCACUCACCCAGGUGUCACGCGCCCAGGAGGAGGGAUCUUCCAGAACAACCAAUCAGCCAUGGGCAUCCGUGGAGGAGGAGUCAAGCAGGACAAGAACUCCAGCUGAAGGCCGAUGCCAGUCGAGGCAUGACUUGUGUCAGACACACUGGACUCCGUGUGUGUGUGUGCGUGUGUGAGAACGAGAGAGAGCGAUAGACACGAAGGACUCGUGUACAAACACUGAUCUGACCUAAAUUGUAUGUACAGUCUGAUAUGUACGUACGUAUGUAUGUAUGUAUGUAUGUAUGUUUGUAAGGUCCCCUCACUCCAACGUAUUUAAACACACAUUGGACUUCACUACACACAGGGACAUGUUGCCCUCGAGUGUGCUAGUGUUUGAACGGAGUGUGUGUGAGUGUAUGCGUGUGUAAGCGCGUGCUUGGAUUUGCAUGGCACAUUCCCAUAUAAUGUAUGGGUGUAGCAUGCAUGCGAGAUUGCGUACGUCUGUGUGUGUGGGUGUGUGUGUGUGUGUGUGUGUGUAGUGUGCUUGCGUACCUGUGUGAGUGUGUGUGUGUGUGUGUGUAGUGCAUAGAUUUGUCCCUCUGCACAGUCCCCAGUGUCUGCACCAAGCCAAACUGAAUGUAAAUAAACGUAUCUGGGGAAGAAAAAAAAAAGAAGAGAUCAAAUGAUGGGAAGAGAAAGAGAAUAGUGACAAAAGAAAAAGAAGAAAAACAAAACUUUAGUGAAAUCUCAAGUAGAGGCUUCCAUCUCAUACAACUGUACGGUCUUCUCUCUCUUUCUCUCUCUCUCACUCACUCACUCUCGCCCCUUCUCUCUGUAUGUUUCAGAAACAGGGUUUCCUCCUAAAUGGAGAGGACAUCGUAGAGUGUCGCCACAGGUUAAAAAAAAAUACAUAGUCACUUAUGUAUGUACAUGUACACACACACACACACACACACACACACACACACACACAGACAGAAGUAGAGGUGUUGCACUAGAGCAUGUCACCAGGUGACACAGAUGAGUAGUCACAUACACACACAUACACACACACAGAGGUUAUUGCACAGACAGAGUUCAAAUACACUGCUGAUCGUCUCACACACACACACACAGAGACACACUACUGGUGUGGAAACAUACACUAGCGCUUGGAAUAUCAUUUCUGUGUCUUGUCUUUGAUUUCUGUAAACUCUUGUCCAUCUGGCGCAUACAGUAUGUGUGUGUGUGUAUGUGUGUGUGUGUAUCUGUGUUGAUGGGUAAAUGAAAGGAGGGUUUUACACUUGAUCAUCCUUAGUUUUUUUUCCUUUUGUGCACCCUCCCUCCCCUCCAUAUCUUGACCAAUAGCAAUGCAUGUGACGUCUCACGCCAGCCUCUCAUUGGUCAAUAAGGUGGGGCUGGGUUUUAAUGGCAUGUCGAACUCCUAAGUAGUCUUUGCUUUUUUCCUGAUGAUUUUUGGCCCUCCCAAGCUGCCAUAGGUUAGUUAUUUAUUACUAUGUGAUUUUAGACUGUAGCUGUGGGGAGUGUGUGUGUGUUUUUGUUUUAAUUUUUUUUUACCUGCUUCGUGUUCUUUUUUAGGUUUUAAUUAUUGAAAUUAUUGACUUUUUUUUCUUAUGUCCAACAUAAACUUAAUCAAAGUAGUGCUCCCUCUCCAUCUCUUCAUUUCUCCAGACAAAUGAAUGAAUGAGUGUGUGUGUGUGUGUGUGUGUGUGUUUGCGCACGUGCGUGUGUACGUGUGUACGUGUGUACGUGUGUGUGUGUGUGUGUGUGUGUGUGCAGACGAGAUGGUAACUGCUGUAACAGAAGUGGUGUGAGGGAGAGAGCUUUGCUUUUAAAUCCAGUAAAACUGACAACACUGCAUCUGGCUCCUGGUGUUAGUGUGUGUGUGUGUGUGUGUGUGUGUGUGUGUGUGUGUGUGUGUGUGUGUGUGUGUGUGUGUGUAUAUGUAUGUCUUUGUGUGUGUGUGUGUGUGUGUGUGUGCGCACGAGCACAUGUGUGUGUUUCUUACUUUCAUUCUCCAGGACCGCUGUGUGAGUGUGACUAUGAAGCAGAGAUCUUUGGAUAGACUGAAGAAAUAUCCAUUUGGUGUACUGUAGGCUGGAAUUGAGUUAUAACCUUUAAAGAUGUAACAUGAAUAAAGUAUUGAUUAAAAAUCAUAAACUGAA